Cuculus canorus (common cuckoo) is the source of this 7526-nucleotide messenger RNA. It is a transcript of the gene MTMR7, whose product is annotated as myotubularin related protein 7. The record is from RefSeq and is a predicted model, not a curated record. Lineage: Eukaryota; Metazoa; Chordata; Aves; Cuculiformes; Cuculidae. The coding region runs from base 206 to 2206 and encodes 666 amino acids. The transcript is spliced from 15 exons. Gene Ontology annotation, biological process: phosphatidylinositol dephosphorylation. Gene Ontology annotation, molecular function: phosphatidylinositol phosphate phosphatase activity.
AUAAAAAAAAAAAAGAAGAAGAAGAAAGCGGGUCUGGCAGGAGGAAACAGGCGAGGGACUGCGGGAGGUGCAUGAGGAGCCGCCAUGGAGCACAUUCGGAUGCCCAAGGUGUACUCUGCAGAGAAAGCCAGAUCCGUACCUUGAGACCUAUACUCUGCUGAGAAAGCCUGAGAUCCGUACCUAGACUCCUACAAAAACAUCUUUAAUGCAACUCUUUUGUGUCCUGCACAGCUCAAAUGGCCAGGUGGAAAACGUUCGGUUACUUGAUCGUUUAUCAUCAAGAAAAGCUGCACUGGGAACCUUGUAUUUAACUGCUACCCAUGUCAUAUUUGUGGAGAAUGGUUCUGAAACUCGUAAAGAAACCUGGGUUCUUCACAGCCAAAUUUCCUCUAUUGAGAAGCAAGCCACCACUGCCACUGGUUGCCCAUUGCUGAUCCGCUGCAAGAACUUCCAGGUCAUCCAGUUGGUAAUCCCUCAGGAACGAGAUUGCCAUGACAUUUACAUAUCUUUGAUACGUCUGGCACGACCAGUGAAAUACGAAGAGCUGUAUUGUUUCUCAUUCAAUCCAAAAUUAGAUAAAGAAGAACGAGAACAAGGCUGGAAGUUUGUGGACCUCAAUGAAGAAUACAAUCGGAUGGGUAUUCCAAACAACUAUUGGCAGAUUAGCGAUGUAAACAGAGACUAUGGAGUCUGUGACUCCUAUCCUACGGAAGUGUAUGUACCAAAGUCUGCAACUGCACACAUCAUAGUGGGGAGCUCUAAAUUUCGGAGCCGAAGGCGUUUCCCAGCUCUUUCCUACUACUACAAGGAUAACAAUGCCUCCAUAUGUAGAAGCAGCCAGCCUUUAUCUGGCUUUAGUGCUCGAUGCCUUGAGGAUGAACAGAUGCUGCAGGCAAUUAGAAAAGCAAAUCCAGGAAGUGAUUUCGUAUAUGUUGUUGACACUCGACCCAAACUCAAUGCAAUGGCAAACAGAGCAGCAGGGAAGGGAUAUGAAAAUGAAGAUAACUACUCCAACAUCAAGUUUCAAUUCAUAGGCAUUGAGAACAUCCACGUCAUGAGAAACAGUCUGCAGAAAAUGCUUGAAGUUUGUGAGCUGAAAUCGCCUUCAAUGAGUGAUUUUCUGUGGGGCCUAGAAAAUUCUGGCUGGCUGAAGCAUAUCAAAGCCAUUAUGGAUGCUGGAAUUUUUAUUGCAAAGGCUGUGGCUGAGGAAGGUGUGAGUGUUCUUGUUCACUGCUCUGAUGGCUGGGAUAGGACAGCCCAGGUUUGCUCGGUAGCGAGCCUUCUAUUGGAUCCAUAUUACAGAACUAUGAAGGGAUUCAUGGUGUUAAUUGAAAAAGACUGGGUUUCCUUUGGUCAUAAAUUUAACCACAGGUAUGGCAAUUUGGAUGGUGAUCCAAAGGAGAUAUCCCCUGUUAUUGACCAGUUCAUCGAGUGUGUUUGGCAGUUAAUGGAACAGUUUCCUUGUGCCUUUGAAUUCAACGAGAGAUUCCUCAUUCACAUACAGCAUCAUAUCUAUUCUUGCCAGUUUGGGAAUUUCCUGUGUAACAGCCAGAAGGAGAGGAGAGAGCUGAAAAUCCAAGAACGAACAUAUUCAUUGUGGGCUCACCUGUGGAAAAAUCGUGCCGAUUACCUGAAUCCUUUGCAUAGAUCAGAUCGCAGCCAAAGCCAAGGGACCCUGCACCCACAGAUGGCUCCAUACAACUUCUUGUACAAGUUCUGGAGUGGUAUGUACAACCGUUUUGAAAAGGGGCUGCAUCCUCGACAGUCAGUGACUGAUUAUUUGAUGGCAGUGAAGGAAGAAACCCAGCAGCUGGAGGAAGAGCUUCAGGUCUUAAGAGAGAGACUGGCAAAUCUUCAGAAAUCACAAUUAUAUGAUAAUGAAGUCAAGAGUAAGCAACAAGACCAAAGCAAACAGUUACGUCUUUCUACUUCCACUUCCAACAGCUGCUUAGCUAACACUCCCCAGGAGUACAGCAACGAUCUGAAAUCAUUCCCAUCCCGGAGCCCUUCACAAGGAGAUGAGGAAGAUUCAGCCCUGAUUUUGACACAGGACAACCUGAAAAGCUCUGAUCCUGACCUCUCAGCUAACAGUGAUCAGGAAUCUGGUGUGGAGGACUUAAGCUGUAGGUCCCCAAGUGGAGGGGGCUGUUUGCCUAGUGAAGACAGUGGCAAGGAUUCAGAUGAGGCUGUAUUUCUGGCAAUCUAAAAUACCUUCACAACAGCAAGCAUUCAGAUGGAGUCAUGUCUUUCACAGUCUGGAAUGACAUCUUUUCAUCAGAUGAAGAAUGGAAGUGUUUUGUGGCCUAAAGAAAUAAUCCAAAGAAAGGGAACUGUGCAAUUACGUAAGUAAAGAUCUAAGAAGAACAAGCCAUUAUCAGUUUUAAGAUACAAUGCUAAAGAAGGGUAACAUUUACUGCUGUUACAUUUAGCUAAGCCAACGUGGUGUUUGUUUUAACUUUAUCAAUGCUGUACAUAAUUACUCCUUGCUUUGUACAUUUCCGUAUUUAUUUAUUAUACAAAAUAAUAUUUCUUCUUCAAAGAUGUGAAUUUCCAAACUACUCUUACACAUAGAAACAAGUUUGAAGGAUCAUUAGUGCUAGCUUUACUGGUGAAUCAGUCAAAACUCAUCUUGGUAGAGCUCUUUUGCCUUCAGACAUAUUGUGUAUACUCUUUUUUUUUCAUAGGUCUUAAAUUUUGAAUUCCGACAAUUAUUUUACAUAUUCUCCUACUAAAAGCCUUUAGAGCAAAGUAAAUCUAACAAAUGGACAUGCUUGCCUAGGGGACAAAUGAAACUUCGAUCCUGCAAAAAAUAUCCUUUAGUAAGCUUUUAAGCUGCUGCAGGUGAAUGCAUCCCAUUUUUACUCAACUCUCCACCAGUGUUGAAAAUUGAGUAGUUUCUGUGAGCAAAACUUCAAGGAAUGUAACAAUACUUACACAGCCUUUGUGGUAAAGCAUCCCUUUAUAAAGAAAGGUACACUACGCAAUGUACGUUGUCCUUUUGUUUUAUUCUCAAAUUUGAUUGUUUAUACCUUGCCUUUGUUCUAAACAGCGUACAGAAGAUGCAAAGGUAAAAUUUUUAAGGUAAUAAACCCCCAUGUCCUCCAUCCUGUUUUGAUUCCUAUUUGGAAAUGUUUUGAGUGGGAGUUGAGGUCCAUAUACAGUAAAGAGAACAGGGAACCCAACAUCACUUAUAUAAAUCACUUACAAAAGUAUUACUCCAAAUUCAGAAUGAAAGGACAGUUCAGCCCAUAAAGGAACUGUUAUAAAGAACAUUUCUUCAAAAUUUAUUGUUCAAAAUGAACCAAGGGAUUUUUUUUCUUAUCCUUACACAAAAUCCCUCUUUAGUAUUUCCCAACCUGAAAAAUGCUAAUUUAAUAAAUAGACAAUUCACCACAACAAAAAGUUUAAUCUUGUCGGGUUUAAGAAUUUUCAUUGUUUCUAAGAGUAUGAGUAAUAGCUUUUGUAAUCAUAGGUACAGAAGUAAACCACUGAGAAAUGUUUAAAACUUAGGAUGUUUUGAAACCUCACUAAAAAGGCUUCCAAAUCAUGAUGCAAUUCUUCCAAGUUGGUUAUUGUUUUUCCUUAACUUUUUUUUUGUUUUGGUUUGUUCUGUGUCUGUUGGGUAUUUUUAAUUAAAAGCAAUCAGUUAAAAAUAUAACUCAUAUGGCUGCUCUUACCUGCUUAGAGACAAUGUGGUAUUGAACUCUAGUAAAGCAAAGUGGUAGAGAUGUAAGUUCACUUUGAUUGCAUUUCAUACUACUCCUUCAAAUGCAAACUUACAGGCAGAAUUAAAUUACAUAUACCUCACUUUAGAAGCUUUAGAUUUUAUAAUUCUGUCUGCUUUUAUGGAAUGGCUUAUCAUUCUGUUAUAUGAACUUAAUAUUAUAAAAAUGAGUAGGUAAAUUUCACUAAUAUUACUACCCUCUCAAGGGAGCUGCUGUCUUUGAACAAAUAAUUCAAUUUGUAACAGCAAGAUUUAUCUUAAUGUUAUACUGGAAGGGCCAGACCCUCAAUUUAAUAAAUUACCGUAACUCAGAUGAAAUAAAUACAGCUAUAAUUUAUACUGUUGAGAAUCUAGCCUUCUGUUUUUUAAUCUUUAUGAACUUUUAAUAAAUGAAAGCCCAGAUUUUAAUUGUGGUUUUAAAAAUGUUUCAUAUUUUCAACCUAGCCUGUAAAAUUUAUGGUAUUAAAGGAGAUUUUGAAUAGGUUUUCUCAAAUUAAAGAAACAUGCUGCAAAGUCAGCAAGCAAAACAAAACAGAAAAAUAUUCUGCCUAAAAAGGAGUUUGAAAAUGGACAUUAUUGCCCAUCCUUAAAAUGUAAAAUUGUGUAUGAUGCUAUUGUGUCCUAUUACACAUGUCCAGAAAUAAAUGCAGAACAGGAAUGUAUGCAAAUUCAAAGCACUGUCUUCAUGUCGCUUAUGCAGCUACUUGUAACUAGCUUUAUAACUAACAUAUAACAUACUAACAUUUUAUAUUAAGCCUUUACUCAGCAGCCCUCCGUGAUGUGUCUUUCAGUCCUUGGAAUUUUGCGUUGGCGACUACUGUUCUCAUUGUAAUGUAUGCAUUUGUGGCAUUAUUAGCCUGCUGAGAAACAUUUCCAAAUAAAUGCUUAUGUCACUUAGCAUUACGUUAUUUCACACCAGCGAAUGAAGCAAACGUUUGAUUUCCCAAUAUUUUUGUAGUACAGCUUUUCUUUUACUCAAGUGGCACUUUAUCACCAAGAUCGAGAGAUUUGUGUAUUUUCCCUACUUUGAUAUUUGAAUCCAGUAGUUUAAGCUGUGGUGGAAUCUACUAAGAUAACUAAGAAAACUCUGGCUCCUGUCAAUUGAGUUAAAUUAUAUGGGAGUGUGUUACACUCCCCCUCCCUCUUUAUUUGGGGGAGGGGUGGAAAUGCAAAACAAAGGAUGACAAAACCCACACUGAACUACACUGACUUCUUGUAGUCUUGUGAGGAUCCUCCCUCUGCUGCAAACUCUUGCAAAUUUACCACGAACCCACUGCAACUUCAAACAAGACACACGCGAACAUAAACUUCUGGAACGAAAGGAUUACAAGAGUAUUACAGAUUUCUGUGGUGUAAUUUUAGCCUCAUUAAGUUCAGGCCGUUCUUUAGUACGAAAAUGCGCAUCUAAAGGACACUGAAGGCAAAGAGAUCAAACAGCUGAAGUUUUCUCUACAAGUGACCACCAUCUGAAGAACAGAAAGGAAAUGUAUUCACUAGCUGUUUUUACUGGUAGCUCUACAUGAGACAAAGGUGGCAAACUGGUAACGGAUUCUGAAAAUCUGAGAAAUAAGUUUAAGGGCACAACUCAGACAAAAGGAUAUCAUUAGAAGAAAAAAAAAUUGAGAGGGGCAGGGAAGUAAAGUUCUGUAAAUUCAGCAGUAAGGCAGGGAAUUAUGUUCUUUGAAGACAUGGGCAAGCCAGAGCACCACUUUAUAUAGCACAGAUGAUGUUUGAUGACACAAAAUAACUAAAACCCAGCAAAAACAAGGAUGUAGCCUUAGCAAUGAAGAUAAGCUUUUUGUCAUUGUUGACCAGCUAACUUCAUGCUUUUAUGUGGUUGCUGCCCUGAUCUGCACACAGAGUCCCCAAGAUUAUCACAAACAUCAUAGUGGAAGUAAUGAGCUGCUUCCGCACGUAGUCUGAUGGCUGAGUGCAGCUUUUAGGUUGGCUGGUCACCCUUACACUCUCUGUAAUGCAGCAACAGGUAAACACCACAGUGACUAAAAAAGUCCUCCAAGGAGAGGUAAAUCACUGACAACUCAUUGGGAAGGGAGGAACAUGUGGUGGGGUAAGUUAAAAGCAGGUCACAGUACUAAGACCAGUGAAAAAUCUGCCAAAGAUCUAGGGCCCACCAGCGUACUGCAAACCCCGAAUUCAGAGAUGCCAGAAAGCGGGGUGAAGAAAAGGAAAGGCAUUCAGCUUCACUUAUGCUAUUUAAAUUGCCAGUAAAGCACCAUAAGACAGAUAAUCAAAUCCUGUUAAAUCUUAAAAUAAAAUUUAGUGGUCUUUUAAUAUAAAUCAUUCUGGAAAGAAGCUAAGGAAACCUUGUAGGUCCACCAGAAACAGUGUGACUGAAUUCAGGCAAGGACUAAUUUUUAAGUCUGCUACUUGCCAAGGUUAUUCAGAUUAAUUUAUUCUGUUUCAGAGGACUAAAAGAACACAAUGCUUUAUUGUUAAGAUAUUCCCUUAGUAUUAACACACAAGCUUUCUUUGAAGCUUAUUACUACAUACAAAUUUGAUCUCCACAGAUAUCUAACCAAAACAAGGCAUUCACCUAAGCAGUACCCAGAGAUACCACAUGGGUUUUCAAAGCCCAUUUUAGUGAAGGUGGCUCCAGGAAUUACUGCUCUUGAAAGGAUUAAACAGUAAAAGCUCAAAUCACCACACACAAAAAGUUUGUCCUUGAGUACCCUUCUGCAUGUUCCCAACACAAUUCUGUAUUCACUCAACAAGUCCUGCAAUGCUGAACAACAUCCACAAGUCAGACAAUUACAAGAUAUAUUAAAAAUCCCCAAGCCUUUAUUUGUAAUUUUGACAUUAUUACAGUAUUUUCUGUUCAAAAAACCGUGCACAAUAAGGCUGUGAUAACUGACUUAACUUUGUUGCCAGAGUUUUAAUUCUCUUUUAUCUAAAGGUCUCUUUAAUCACUCUUUUAGAAAGAUUUAUCCUAGUCUUUGAAGGGAGUAGUAAGAACUUGGAUAGAAACAAGGCUAAAAGACUUCCGACUUAUGCAUUUGGUCAAGGUCCAAAGUGGCAAAGCUGCAGGAGUAUGUACAGAGCAAACAACAGAACUAUAGCAGACCAUUAGAUGUUACUUAGGAACUAACUUAAUUAUAUAGUCUCUUGUUUGUAGUGGUGGCUAAUAUAACUGUACAUACCAAACAAGCCCCAUUUUUCAGAAAGGUCAGCAGGUCAAAUACACAGCGAAAACUAGGAAAAUUUUAUUCUAUAAGCCCCAGCAGAACGUACCAUUAACACCAGUUGUAUACAAGAUCAUCCUAACGUGAAAUUUCUGAAUUAAAUUUUAAAAUUUGUCUGGUCUGCAAUAGCAUUAAUUACAGCUGCUAUACAGAGAAUCCAGUUCUGGAUUUAAAUAGUUACUUGACUCCGGAGGAACAAAAGGCAUAGACUCAGCUACAAAAAACAUUUAUCAGUAAGAUCAGAUGUUAAAAUUAGGCUAAAUCCAGACUCAGUUAGCAGUUAGAAUACAUAAUGUACCCGCACACUCUACUACCCAAACUACUGCAACGCCAGAGACAAGCCAUCUCCUUACUGUUAUAUACUUACUUCUUCCUAAUUUCACUUUUCCACUUGUCAGGACACCUCAGCAUGAGCAUGACAGUGCAAGGCUCUCCAGCAACCAGUCACUGUGUGUAGCCUAUUAUUCUAGAUUGCUUGAGUUCAACUGACAUAUUUCACAAGUUUUUAGAAUAUGCAUCUAACAGCAGCUGCCAUUCUCUUAUACAUCACACAGAAUUGUUUAAAAGUGGAUUCCUACAUACCACCUUUUGGCAAAAUAAAA